Messenger RNA from Eremothecium cymbalariae DBVPG#7215, 942 nucleotides. RefSeq names its product phosphoglycerate mutase family protein GPM3 (gene GPM3). The record is from RefSeq and is a predicted model, not a curated record. NCBI's taxonomy places the organism in Eukaryota, Fungi, Ascomycota, Saccharomycetes, Saccharomycetales, Saccharomycetaceae. Gene Ontology annotation, biological process: glycolytic process. Gene Ontology annotation, molecular function: intramolecular phosphotransferase activity. The transcript has a single exon. The coding region runs from base 1 to 942 and encodes 313 amino acids.
AUGCCAGGCCAUAAAGUUAGUUUCAUGCAUAAAUUAUCUAUGACAAAUAGUGGAACGUUUAAACUAUUCGUAUUGAGACAUGGUCAGUCGGAAUUAAAUCACGAGAAUAUAUUCUGCGGGUGGAUCGAUGCCCAUUUGACUGAAAUGGGCAAACGCCAAGCAAGCAACUCAGCAAGUUUAAUAAAGGCGUACUGUCAACAGCACAAUAUAUCACUGCCUAAGAUUGGAUAUACUUCGAGACUUGUUCGCACCCAAGAAACGAUGGAGGUGAUGAUGAAGACGUUGGGUUUAGAUGCUUGUUUCCACGUGACCACAGCCUUGUUAGAUGCUCAAGAACAUGUGCGUAAAGCUAGUAGUGCAAACAUGAUUCCUAUAUUACAGACCUGGAGGUUGAAUGAGCGGCAUUACGGGUCAUGGCAAGGGCUACGUAAACCUGAGGUGUUGGAGCAGUAUGGCAAGGAUGAGUACAACUUUAUCAGACGUAACUAUUAUGGACGGCCACCAGAUGUUGAUCUGUCAAAGGAGAUGGUUCAAGAGAACGAUGAGCAAGGUCCUGUGACGGGUUACCACUUCAAGGAACCAAACAGGAAGCUCAAGUAUACAGAAGAAACUGCCGAGCGGAUACAAUUCCCUCAGAGCGAAUCGUUAUGCGAUGUUGUUCGCAGACUGACGCCAUUUUUGGUUGAAAUAAUUCUGAGGUUCGCGAAACAGUACGGGGGAAGCGCCAUCGUAGUGGGACAUGGAAGUUCUGUGCGUUCCAUAUUAAAGGUAUUGCAGAAUCUUUCUGAUGAUGAGAUUAAAGAUGUGGAGAUACCAAACGGAGUUCCGUUAUUACUCGAGCUGGAUCUACAGGACAAUUCCGUCGUGAAGCACUUUUAUUUGGAUCCUGAACUAGCCAAGGAUGAAGGAAAGCGUCGUGAGAGCAGAGUAACAAAAGAGUAA